Vitis riparia (riverbank grape) is the source of this 1007-nucleotide messenger RNA. RefSeq lists its product as uncharacterized. The record is from RefSeq and is a predicted model, not a curated record. The coding region runs from base 38 to 937 and encodes 299 amino acids. Lineage: Eukaryota; Viridiplantae; Streptophyta; Magnoliopsida; Vitales; Vitaceae. The transcript has a single exon. Gene Ontology annotation, biological process: shoot system development; root development.
UCAACUGCUUGGCCCUCUCUUUUCUCAGGAAGCAAAAAUGGCUGCCUCUCCUUUAAACCCCAGAGCCCAGUAUCAUUCCCGCUCUAUUAGCUUGCCCUCUAGACCACACCCUCUUGUUCCUGAAUUUGAUGAGCAUUUAUGCAGAUUAAGAGCUUCUCAAGCUGCCUCGUCCUCAUCAUCAUCAAUAAGCCACAGACUGAGUGGCCUUAAAGAUCUACAUGAUUGUGUAGAUGAUUUACUUCUGUUGCCACUUACUCAACAGGCCUUAGCCCAACACCGCCAUGAGAAAUGGGUUGAUGAGCUGUUGGAUGGAUCUCUCAAGCUGUUGGAUGUGUGUGGCACUGCUAAGGAUGCCUUGCUGCAGACAAGGGAACAUGCACAUGAACUUCAAUCAAGUCUGCGAAGAAGGUGGGGAGGCGAAAAUGGGAUCUCAACUGAGGUUGGAGAAUAUUUAACCUCUAGGAAGAAGGUAAAGAAGGCAAUCCACAAGGCCCUCAGUAAUCUGAAGAGCAUGGAGAAGAAGUGCAGAUUCUCUCCCUUGAACAAAGACCCUAAGACUCUCUCCAUGGUUAGCAUGUUAAGGGAGGUGGAAGCACUCACUCUCACAGUGCUUGAAUCUCUGUUGUCCUCAAUUGCAAGAGCAACAGGACAAUCCAAGCCAAGUGGGUGGUCUUUGGUUUCAAAGCUGAUGCAUCAUAAGCGUGUGGCAUGUGAAGACGCAGCAAUAAAUCUUACUGAAUUUGAGAAAAUGGAUGCUGCAUUAGCCAUCCUCAUUGGCCUCAAGACCAAAUCUGUUAACCUGGUGCAGAUUCAUAAUAUGCAAAAUGAGUUGGGAAAAUUGGAAUCAAGCAUUCAAGACCUUGAAGAAGGGAUAGAACUCCUGUCUAGGUGUUUAAUCAAAACCAGGGUCUCUCUUCUCAACACCCUCAGCCACUAGAUCAAAAAUCAUGUUGUAGUCUCAUGUGCAAAGGCCAGGCUUAUUGUUCUUAGAAUACUUGUAAAUGAAU